Molecule: messenger RNA, 2794 nt
Organism: Morus notabilis
Lineage: Eukaryota; Viridiplantae; Streptophyta; Magnoliopsida; Rosales; Moraceae
Product: U-box domain-containing protein 32
Exons: 10
Coding region: 111-2504 (797 amino acids)
Biological process (GO): protein ubiquitination; protein phosphorylation
Molecular function (GO): protein kinase activity; ATP binding; ubiquitin-protein transferase activity
Source: RefSeq, a predicted model, not a curated record
UCGGAGACUCCUUUUGUUGUUUCCAUUUACGUAGGGGCGGGGAGCCAAAGCUUUUCUCCGCACACAGACUGACCAAUCUCCGGUCAUACAUUUCCGGAGAUACUGUACGGAUGGGGAGCUUUCCAGUCGCCGGAGAAGAAGAGCAAGUAUUCGAUGUGGAAGAGACUAUAUUUGUUGCGGUGGGGAAAGACGCCAAGCAGAGCGAGAGAGCGCUUUCAUGGACGUUGAAUAACUUCUCGGGGAAGAAGAUUUGCGUUCUCCAUGUUCACCAGCCUUCGCGUCUGCUCGCAAUGACUGAAGGAAAUACUUCUGCCAAUAAACUGAAACAAUAUAUGGUUAGAGGAUAUCAAGAAUUUGAACGGCGAAAAGUACGAGGACUUCUAGAUAACUACCUACAUAUUCUUUCCCAAAAAGGGGUGCAAGCAUAUAAAGUAUGGACUGAAAUGGAAAAUAUUGUGGAAGGGAUUGUAGAAAUAAUUUCUCGGCAUGAUGUCAGAUGGCUCGUCAUGGGAGCUGCUGCAGAUGAAUAUUAUGAUGAGAGACUGGCAGAUCUCAAGUCCAAGAAAGCAAUUUUUGUAUGUGAACAAGCAGCAGUUUCCUGUCACAUUUGGUUUAUUUGCAAGGCGCAUCUCAUAUAUACCAGGGGAGGCAGCAGUGAAGAAAGAACUGAAAUAGAGGUUGUCCCGCCUUUGUUGCUGAUGAAUUCACGUUUUGAAACCAAGCAACCUGACCACUUGGAAUCACAUUCCAGUGGUCGGCCGAGCAAUCUAGAUAUAGAGGAAGAUGUCAAUAAAUUGGAAGAAAUAUCUAGGUCAUUUUGCGAUUGUUCAAUAGAUUCAAGUUGGUCUUCCAACAGAGUGGUUGGCACUUCAAAGUUGAUCCCAUUGCUGGCGGAUGAGGAGCAGAAAGCAGAAGAACAAGCAGUUAGCAAAAGCUGUCUUACUCUAGAACAAGUCAUUGCGGACAACAAAGAAUCAAAAUGGAAAGAUUUUGAAGACGCAGUAAAGCAAUGGAAAGAUGACGAAGAUAUUGUGGAGGCUAAAUGCAAGGCAAAAGCAUUUCAAAGCUUAUAUGUCAAGGAGAUAAGCCAAAAAAAAGAGAUAGAAGAAACACUGGGAAAAGUAAAGCAAGAACUGGAAAGAGUGAAAGAUGAACGUGAUGAGUUCAUUGGAGAAAUCCAGAUGGCUCAGGAAAAUAAUUUAGUGCUAGAGGGCCAAGUUGCAAAGUCGCAAGAGGAAAUUAAGGAAUUGGAAGAGAAAAUCAUCUCAGCUGUUAAACUCUUGAUAAGUUUUAAAGAAAAACGGGACAAAUUGCGGACAGAGCACGGGAAUGCAGUAAGAGAAGUUGAAUGGCUAAGAAGAUUGAUGAAGGGAGACGCUACAAGCUUUUCCAGAUCCGAAUUCCCGGUUUUCUCUUUCUUGGAGAUCAAUGAAGCAACUAACGAUUUUGAUCCGUCCUGGAAGAUUGCUGAAGGAAGGUAUGGAACUGUCUACAAAGGGAUUCUUCGCCAAAUGCACGUUGCUAUAAAGAUGUUGCCCUCUUAUGGCUUUAAGAGUCAGUCAGACUUUCAACGUGAGGUAGAGAUUAUCAGCAGGUUUAGGCAUCCAAAUGUGGCAACACUAAUUGGAAUGUGUCCAGAAUCUAGAUCACUUGUCUACGAGUAUCUGAAGAAGGGCAGCCUUGAAGAUUGCCUCAGCGGUAAAAACAAUACCAUUCCGUGGCAAAUUCGAACAUCCAUAGCUGCUGAGAUAUGUUCUGCCCUUAUCUUUCUUCACUCAAAUAAACCUUGCAUUGUCCAUGGAAACGUGAAACCUAGUAACAUUCUCCUUGAUGCGAAUUAUGUGAGCAAACUGGGUGACCUGGGAAUCAUUUCUCUGAUCGAGAAAAACGAUCUGGCCAACUCAACCACUAUAUCUAAUCACUCAGAUAGAACCUCCGUGUAUAUGGAUCCAGGGUAUCUUGAGACUGGAGAGCUUAGAGCAGAAUCAGAUGUUUACUCAUUUGGAGUAAUACUGUUACGGCUAUUAACUGCAAGACCACUUCAGGGGCUUGUAAAAGAUGUAAGAUGUGCAUUAGAAAAUAAUAACUUGAACGCAGUGUUGGACUUUCCAGCCGGCGAUUGGCCACUUGAGCAAGCCAAACGGUUGGCUCAGUUGGCUAUAAGGUGUUGCAACAAAAACUGGCUGGAUCGGCCUGACCUUGCGACGGACGUCUGGGGUGUUCUUGAGCCAAUGAGAGCUUCAUGUAUUGCCUCAACUUCAUUCCUAGUUUCCAAGAAGCUUCAACGGACACCCUCCCAUUUUGUCUGCCCCAUUCUUCAGGAAAUCAUGAAAGAUCCGCAGAUAGCAGCAGAUGGUUUCACGUAUGAAGCGGAAGCAAUAAGAGGAUGGUUGCAUAGUGGGCACAACACUUCCCCUAUGACAAACCUCAAACUUGAUCACUGCAAUCUGGUCCCAAACUACGCGCUUCAGAAUGCAAUUCAAGAAUGGCAACUACAACAAUAAAAUCAUAUUUUACAUCUAUAUAUUUUCGCAUAUAUGACCUUCAAAUGUGGUAAUACACCCGUGAGGCCUUUAUACGGAUUUGAUCACCGGAGUCUCUUCCCAACUGUAACUAAAAGCCAUAAUUCACAGAAAUAGUGAAUUUCUUCCAGUGAUAUUGUAGUAUACACAAGCGCUGGUUUUGUUUUGUUUUUUGUUAUUUAUUUAUUUUUCAAUUAAUUGAAGCUUUAAACAAAGGAAACCCAUAGCAAGACUUUUGUUUCCAACUUUUUUUAGAGUUGCUACUUAAGUAA